Tupaia belangeri chinensis (Chinese tree shrew) is the source of this 1417-nucleotide messenger RNA. It is a transcript of the gene SPP1, whose product is annotated as secreted phosphoprotein 1. Gene Ontology annotation, molecular function: extracellular matrix binding. Gene Ontology annotation, biological process: positive regulation of bone resorption; ossification; osteoblast differentiation. The transcript is spliced from 7 exons. The record is from RefSeq and is a predicted model, not a curated record. NCBI's taxonomy places the organism in Eukaryota, Metazoa, Chordata, Mammalia, Scandentia, Tupaiidae. The coding region runs from base 112 to 1047 and encodes 311 amino acids.
AGCCCGGGAGGACCAGGCAGCCGGCAGCCGGCAGCAGCCAGAGGAAGCAGGAGCUAGCCACGUCGGGACUGCGCAGCUUCUCGUCGGGACCCGCCCAGGAAAAAUCACAACAUGAGAGUCGCCGUGAUUUGCUUUUGCCUCAUAGGCAUUGCCUAUGCCCUUCCGGUUAAGCAGCCUGAUUCUGGUAGCUCUGAGGAGAGGCAGCUUUACAACAAAUACCCAGAUGCUGUGGCCACAUGGCUAAAACCUGACCCAUCUCUGAAGCAGAAUCUCCUAGCACCUCAGCAUGCCGUGUCCUCUGAAGAAACUGACGACCUUAAACAGGAGACUCUCCCAAGCACAUCCAAUGAAAGCCAUGACCACAUGGACGAUGUGGACGAUGAAGAUGAUGGCAACCACGUGGACAGUCAGGACUCCGAUGACUCCGACGACACCGACCAUCCUGACGACUCUCACCACUCUGACGAGUCUCACCACUCUGAUGAAUCUGAUGAACUGGUCACUGAUUUUCCCACUGACGGCCCAGUAACCCCAGUGUUUACUCCGGCUGCCCCCACAAUGGACGCAUAUGAUGGCCGAGGUGAUAGUGUGGUUUACAGAGUGAGGUCAAAGCCUAAGACGUUCCGCAUGUCCGACGUCCAGUACCCUGAUGCUACGGAGGAGGACCUCGCCUCACACCUGGAAAGCAAGGAGUUGGAUGACGAACACAAGACCAUCCCCAUCGCCCGGGCCCUGCACGUGCCUUCUGAUUGGGACAGCCAUGGGAAGGGCAGUCAGGAAACAAGCCAGCUGGAUGACCACAGUGUGGAAACCCACAGCGGCGAACAGGCCAAGCGCUAUAAGCAGAAGGCCAGCGUGGAGAGCAACGAGCACUCGGACGUGAUCGAGAGUCAGGAAAGUGCCAAAGUCAGCCAUGAGUUCCACAGCCGUGAAUUUCUUAGUCAUGAAGACAAGCUAGUCCUAAACUCUAAGAGUCAGGAAGAGGAUAAACACCUGAAAUUUCGUGUUUCUCAUGAGUUAGAUAGUGCGUCUUCUGAGGUCAAUUAAGAAGAGGAAAAAAACAUGUAAGUUUUUACUUUGCUUUUAGUAAGAAGAAAAAGAUCCAGUAUAGCUGGGUGAGAGAGAAUAUCAAGUAUAUCUCUCAGCUUAGUGGAUGAAUGUAUAUGGAUGCUGAUCAGUAGAUUUAGUUUGUGGUUUUGUGGUCACACCCUUGUAAACUAAAAGCUUAGAGUGUUGUCUGUGUUCUUUCCGUAGGUAGAAUGCAAAAGAUCAUUGCGUUUUUGUUUGUUCGUUCUUUUAUGAAUAGAAAUGUAUGUAGAAACAAAAUACUUUUACACACUUAAAAGAGAGAGUAUAACAUUUUGUGUCACUAUAAUCUUUUGUUUUUUUUUAAUCAGUAUAUAUUUUGUUGUGAUUA